UACUAUGACAUAACAUGAUUUAAACUAGUUAAAAUUUAUUAACUAAACAAUAUGACCCCUACAAAUUAUAAUAUAAGAUUAGUUAAUGUUGAGAAUUUGAUUAUUUUUUUGUCGUUACAUCAAUCACAUGUACCAUACACGACAUACAAAAUGAAUGUAUCAAAUACAAUUUAAGAAUUUAGUAAACAAGCCUAGCUCGAACUCGACUCGGCUCGUUAAUAAAUGGCUCGAGCUCGGCUCAUUUUGUUAACGAGUCAAGCUCAAACUAGAGUAAAACUCAUCUCAGCUCGGCUCAUUUGCAGCCUCGUUCCUACAUACAAAUACGAAAAAUUAAAAUAUCUAAUUCAAGAAAAUAGAAAAAAGGACCUUCUCUUCCUUUCCUUUCUCCUCAGUGCACUUUCUCAGCCCAUUCCCUCUUGUUUCCUCCUUCUCUCUCUUUGCUUUAACCAUAUCAUAAUAUAUAAAAAAAACAUUUCUUAUUAUCAUUAUUUUGUUCUCUAAUGUUUAGUCACACCUCAACAAGUGACAUCUUGUCUCCCCUUCUCUCUUCUCUCUCCAUCAUUUUUUUACUCAAUUGGGUCACCUUUAUCAACCCCUCACUUGAUCCCUCUCCUUCAUUCAUCUGAAUACCUUCUUCCUCACACUUCUCCUUCUCUAGCCAUAAAAAAAACCCUUCCUUUUCUCUCUAGGCCCAAUCCUCUUCUUCUUGUUCUUCUUCUUCCCUUUUGGGGUCCUUGAAUUGAUUCCUUCCCAUCCAUCAUAACCCCCUUUUGGGUCUUCUUCUCCUUCAAUGGCUGAUCCCUUUUCCAAUUACUUCAACAACAAUGGCUCCUACAACAGUAACAACAGCAGCAAUUGGCACUUCAAUCUCCCCUACCACACCAAUAAUUACCUCAACCAUCUCCACCACUUCUCCUCCUCCACCUCAUCAUCAUCACCUUCAUCCUUCACUAACUUCUUCUCCUCAACACCAUCAUCAAGAGAGCAGUUUCAUCAUCAUGAAUACUCACCACCUUCACCUCCAAUUAGGGAAGCACUCCCACUGCUGAGCUGCCUCAGCCCAACAAGAAGGCCCAUGGACCUGGACCAUCACCAGCUCAUGACUUCAUCAUCAUGUGAUGAUGAAGAAGAAGAUGGCACUGUCACUGUGGCUCUACAUUUAGGGCUGCCCAGCCCAAUAUCUUCCUCCUCCACAGCAGCAACUACACUGGAGAUUUCUGCUGCUACUAGAAAAGAAGCUGUGCUUAAUAUUAAUGGGAGAUCUGAGGUUGCUGUACUUCAUAAUGAUAGCAAUAAUCAUGGUGGUGAUGUUGAUGAUGAUGAUGAUCAUUAUAGUAAUGGGAGUAGCAGUAACAAUAAUCAGGUGCAGCAGCUCCAUGGUAGUGAUCAUGGUAGUAAUUAUAAUAAUGGAGGAGGAGGAGGUGGAGGGAUGAUGGUGAUAAACAGGAUAAACAGAGGACAGUACUGGAUCCCAACACCAGCUCAGAUUCUGAUUGGCCCAACUCAGUUCUCUUGCCCUCUUUGCUUCAAGACCUUCAACCGCUACAACAACAUGCAGAUGCACAUGUGGGGACACGGUUCGCAGUACCGGAAGGGCCCCGAGUCCCUCCGCGGGACACAGCCGACGGCGAUGCUCCGGCUGCCUUGCUACUGCUGCGCCCCGGGCUGCCGGAACAACAUCGACCACCCGCGGGCCAAGCCGUUGAAGGACUUCCGCACCCUGCAGACUCACUACAAGCGGAAGCACGGGAUCAAGCCCUUCAUGUGCCGGAAGUGCGGCAAGGCCUUCGCCGUCCGCGGUGACUGGCGGACCCACGAGAAGAACUGCGGCAAGCUCUGGUACUGCACUUGUGGGUCGGAUUUCAAGCACAAGCGGUCGCUGAAAGACCACAUUCGGUCGUUCGGCAGCGGACACGCGGCCUACGGGAUCGACACGUUUGAGGAGGAAGAAGAAGAGGAGGAGUCGGAUGUGGAGCAGCAGGAUAACAACGAGUCGUGAUGAUGAUGAUGAUGGGUGUGACUCGGUGAGUUGAUAGUGUUAUAGUAGAUGGUUUAGCUAGGGUUUUAGAGAUAUGGCGGGGAAGGGUAAUCAAGCAUGCAUUAGUUUUUGCAGAUUUUGGGUUUAUCGUUAUUACAAUGUGGUGGGGAAGUCGUCAAAGUAAUCCAGCAAUGUAGCUUAGCUUGGAGGACGGAUUGAUGAUGAUGAUGAUGAUGAUGAUGAUGAUGAUGAUGAUGAUCGGUUUUCAUGUUUAAGUGUAUUAUUAUUUGAUGAUUUUCCAUGCAUGUGGCGGUGUUGAUGUUAACUUAGGUCGAUUUUGGGGCAACUUAAACAUACACCCUCCAUUUAUCGGUUUUUCCGAGUUACGAGAUGGUACUGAUCAUGAAGUUUUGCCAACAAAAAAAAAAGUGAAAAUCGAUGACAAUCAAAUUGAACAAUUAGAAAUCAUCAUAAAAAACAAGUGGUGUCGAUUAAGAUCAUAACUUACCGACUUAACAAGUCUGGUCGCUUUAAACUCUUCAAAAACGAAAUUACGAGUUUUCGCUUGGUAUAUCAUGCCUCGAGUAAAUGACACCUAUGAUAUAGUAGUAAUUAUUGUUCUAUGUAUAUUUCGAAAUAAUCAUAUGAGGGCACAUUGAACCGAUAUAUGAUAAACUGAUAUAGUUAUAUAUAGAUAUCACACUCCAAAAGAAUCGUUACAACGUUAUAUGAUUAGCACACUAUGUGUUACUUCACUAAAUAAUAAAUAACUAAACCACGUUAUUAUUAAUAGAGUGUAGAACGAAAAAUAAGACAACAUGUCUCAUGUUUUCAUUUACCCUAUCUAUCCCACUAACUAUACAAUAUUCACCUGACUAUUACACACACGUGUAUGGGCGAUGCACACGUGUGUAGGACUGUAAGUAAGUGUGUGAGACUGAGUUGUACUACUGUUCUUCAUGGUGUGUUUUGUUCUACAUGUAAGCGUUUGCACAAACAAAGGGGGAGCGCAAGAGAAGGGAAUUAAAUGGGCAUGUGCUGUGUUGUCAACUUCUUGUCUUCAAUAAUUCCUUUUGCAUCUCUCUCUCUAUCUAUCUAUCUCUUCUUGCUGUACUUUGUAUGGUGGAAAAUACUGAAAAUUGAAUUGUACAUACUAGUAUAAUAUAAGGGUUCGUGAAACCGUACUAUAUGAGCGCGGUUCGACAGGAAAAAAAAAAUCUCUUAUCGAAGUCUGAAUCGCAGUAGACAGUUUUUUAACGGUAUGAAGUUAAACCACGACAAGUUCAACAUAGAAAACACUAUUUUUUCCCUUAAAACAUUCAAUGCAAUCUUACAAUAUUGAUUACAUAGUAGUACCCUUCCCAAUAUAUAGAGGGUAGGUUAGGACAUAAAAGGGGCAUUGGAAAAAGAAAGGAGAGGAAAGGCUAAAACCUUGCCAAACUUUGCCAUAGCUAGGGAUGUGAUUUUUACAUAUAGAACCCCCUGGAGGAUUGAUAAGUGGUUACAAAAGAGAACCCAAUUGGCCAAAGAAGAAAUUAUGGGCCAGCCAGUACUCUAGCAAGCUAUAGCUACACAAUUUGUGAAGAGUUUUGAUUCACAGUAUAAUGUUGUGAGAGUGACCUCUCAAGGCCAUACUUUGAGUGAUGAUUAUGAUAAUGGAGAGGAGGAAAGCAAAUGGAGAAAGAUGUCCAGAAGUCAUAACAGUGAUGCAUUCUUGCAAGAGCUUAUAGCAUGCAAACAAAUGGGUUUUCUUUCUUUUUCUAUAUAUAAUAAUAAUUACAUUAAUUUCUUUCCUAUAUGGAAGAGGGUAUAUGUGGAUCUUGUUGGCAGCUUUACCCAACAAUGGUUUUGUGGGUUGAUAGAUAGAUGGAUGGACAGAGAGCAGCAGCAGCAGUCAAAUGGGAGAGUCUUGGUGAAAUGAUGAGGAAAUUGAUGAUAAGUCAUUUCAAUGGCUGCCAUGAAAGAAAAAGAGAGAAGAAAAGAAAGAAAGGGGUGGAGUCAGUCAGAGAAAAAAGAGGAGAGGAGAGUAUAUGGGUACUGUUGUACAUGGUUGGUUUGGCCUCAGUACCUGUACCAUAUGAGGCCAACCAAACAGAAAACCUGCCCAUCUUAUACUAUGCACUACUCUCUCUCUCUCUCUCUCUCCCUCUCUACAAUGUUCAAUUGCAAUAAUGGUCAUUCAUUUUGCACUCAAAUUUGAGUUGAGCCUCAACAAACUUUCAAGUUGGAUAACAAAAAAGUCCUCACAAAUUGAUACUAAGCAUAGUUUACAUUGAAGACCUCUAAUUUACCUCAUAAUUAAAAUCAACAGACUAAACCAAUUGUUAGAUCCAUUUCAACUACAUUCAAAAACCAACCAUCAUAAUCUCUAAAUGCUCUACUCCACAACUAAUUAAAGACAUGACUUCUUUGGUUUGUAUUAGUAAUUAUUUGGAUGAGUGGACACAGUAAAGUAAUCAGGAUGGAAUUGGACGAAAACUUUUGGUUUGUAUUAGUAAUUAUUUGGAUGAGUGGACACAGUAAAGUAAUCAGGAUGGAAUUGGACGAAAACUUUUGGGUUAACAGAUGGGAUUAAUGAGCGUCUUGUUAGUCAUUUCCAACUUGAUAAAAAAAACAAGUUGAUUGAGUACUCAAAGUUUCACUGACCGUUUUAUACCCAGUUGACCUUCUUUCUUUUCUUCCUUUUAACAGAGGGGAGAAGGAGUGGACUCAUAGGGUGGUAAUAAAAGGGCAGCCAUCAGUUCAUCAGCUGUCACUUUGAGUAGUUAUUAGUUUUUUUUUUUUUUUUCACUGCAUGUCUCUCGAUUUAACAGCAGAUCUUGCUCAACAAUCAGGUGAUGAAUACGAGAGAGAGAGGGAAAUAUUAAAAAUAACAUUACCUUUUCUUCUUUUUUACCUUUUUUCAUCUUUAUGGGUUUUAUUGGUUUUUAUGUGGGGGUUCUUUGCUUGUUUUUACUUUGGUAGUAUCUCAGUGAGAUGUCAAAGUGUGCACAGGCCAAUUCUCUCUUCUUGUUCAUCAGAUCAUGAUCAUCAGCUAGCUAUGUAGCCAUAGCCAUCUGACAGUAUAUACUUAGGCAUGGACACUUGCAUUAAUCCUUCUGUGGUUUAUUUGGGAAACAAACAAGAUGAUAUACCCACCAACCUUAUUCUCUCUCUCUCUCUCUCUCUCUAUCUCUCGAUAAUUACUUCUACACAACCCUUUUGUCCCUUGAACAUUUUGCUUGCUAUUCUAGCUUUUCACUGUGGACAAACAUGAUCCCUCUCCAGAUGUUGAUCAUCCCCAGCCAGCCCUAUAGCUGGCUUGCAUCAAUCAACCUCACAACAUUAAUGUUUGGUACAUGUCACAUAGGGGUUGGAGGGUCAUUUCUUGGUUACUAUCAAGUAUCAACUUGCUCUCGAAUAACUAACGUAAUAGUCGACUGCCCACCUCAUCUUAAUCGUUCAAACUAACGUGCCAACUCACGCAAUGAAUAAACAUAAAAAAAAUGUUACAUGCAUAGAGACCAACAUAUGUAUAUCAAUGACAUUCAUCAUACUCCCUUUCCCACUACCACUUGGUUGGCUAACAUGAUUUUUCGGCACUCAAUCACUGAAUUCGGUGAGAUCACACACCAUGAUAUAGUCAUUCAGACGAGAAAAAUCGGAGUAGUUGACUGUUGUUAUGCUAGUUUCCCAACUUCAGGCAACAAACUUGUUAAACAUCAAAGUUAUUCAAUGACUAACCGUGCUAUUAAUCCAUGAAUAGUACAGUGACUGUUUAUGUAAUUUUACUCGCAUUAGUGAGUGAACAAUUCAGAACAAAAUGUUUGGCAAGAGAGGAGUUAUUAACUUAUUAUUAUUAGGUUUGUACUUCACAUCUUAUAUCAUGAUGAUGAUAAGCCUAACUCGAAUGAGAGGUGAGGGAGGCAAAGGAAUUGAAGGACUUCGUUGUGUUUAUAUGAUCAUGUUCAAUAAUGUAGACAUGUGUGAUUGAUUGCUCUCCCGUCGUUUACUGUUUAGGGCAUAGGAAGGCCACGUGAAGUAUGCUAUAUUUGAGAGCAGCAAACCACAUUGUACCAUUCUUCCCUUCUUCUUCUUCUUCCUAUCGGUAUUUUUUGUAUGUUUAUUGUUUUCUCAUGUUCGAUAUAUAUGGCUUGAAAGAGAGAAAGCUGCCUACUCAUGUUUGCUCUUUCACCUUAAAUUCUGGUGAUAUGUACACAUGAAAACUUUGUGUUAAUCUCUCAAUGGGUACUUUUCCAAACCAAUCUUUCUGUCUUUACAUUGCAAUUAUGAUGGUGUAUUGGGUUGUUAUGUUAAUUACAGAUGACUGGUUUAAUUUCAACACAUAUCCCGGCCGAUUCAUAUUAAAUUCUUUAUUCACCCUAGUUUCAUUUUAUAUUCGCCGUUCCAGAUAAUACUUAUGAUCUCUUAUAUAUUCUCUUGUAUGAUAGCUUACUGGAAGGUUUAUAUAACCUAUAUAGUUAUUGAUUCGGGUGACCGGUUGACAUGCUAAGAGCAAUGAAAGUUGAUUGAUCUUUUGUACAAUUGAGCUAAAAAUGACAGAAAACUGAACUCUAUAAAGGAAAAUCCUUAAUUCUAUUGGACUCUCCCUUGUCAUUGUGGGUUGCCUUUAUCAAGGUCCUUUAUUAGUGAAGUGUUUCUUUGGUAUUAUAUGGAGAAUCCCAUUGUUGCUGUGCUGGGGCCUCAUGGUUGGAGAAUAUGGGCAAAAGUUUAAAAAAAAAAAAAAAACAGACACUAUGAUUAAAGAGCACCAUAUAUACAUAUAUUAACAAUGCAUAUGUUUCUGAGCAUAUACAAUUUGGUCACCAAAUUUCCAUAUCAUCAUGUAGGUCUCCCCUUGCCCUCCACCUUGUGUAUAUAGUGACCAAAACCCACAAAAGUUUUUUUUUACCCUUUUCUAUUCUCUCCUUUAUUUCCACCAAUAGUUUGCUAGUUUUACACGAUUGACUCCAUGAUAUGAUUCCAAGUUUAGCUUUUCACAAUGGAUAAAAGAAGUGUGGAGAUCUUGUUGCCAAUGUAAUUGGAUACCUUUGAUUGCACCACUACUUAAUUGAAUGAGUUGACAAGCAAAAGUCUCAUGAGAAACGUAAUUAUUUAAACACCAAAUCACCAUUAAAUAUCUUCUGAUUAAAUAUGUAUCUAACAGUGCAUCUUCCCACUCGUUCAGUACAAUCGAAACGAGUCUUGAGUUACUCAAUGUUUCCGAGACUUUUACACCCCCUACUUGUUAAGAACAGUAAUAUCAUUGAUUAGUAAGAUGUUUCUUGCUCCUCCUCUAACACCAUGAACCAUUUUUUGUCAAAAUUUUGAGACUAUUGAUAAUCAAGUAUGAAGGUAUUAUCAUUGGCAUUUCCCUCUUUCCCUUUCAUGUUUCUUCUUUGGUUGAUGACACACUUUUUUCUUGCUCUUCCUUUUGCCUCUUUUGCUUUAAGAGGGUUUUCAUAGUAGCCCUCUUUAUUAACUCUCCCUCUCUCUUUUCCUUUCAUCCUUCUUUGACAAAUCCAAUCAAAAGCUCUCCCCUUUUCUCCCACCACCCCCUCCAUAUCAAGGAAAGAUAGGACUUGACAUCUUUAAUCCCCAUGAAUCUCUCUCUCUCUCUCUCUCUCUCUGUUUUCUGUUUUCUCACUUUCCCCCACAAACCUCCCUUUCCUCUCAUAUUUUUCUCAGUAACUCACAGUGAUGUGUUCUUUCACUAGAUCCUUCAUCCAUUUCAGGAAAGAAGGGAAAACAGCAUAGUUCCAAACCAUGACCAUCAGUUCGAAAGAUGCUGCAAAAAAUUAACUGAGCUUUUUUUGUCUGGUGAUCUCUGUACAUUUUUCCAUCGUUUCUGUUGCUGCUGCGGACUGUUGUAUCAUAUAACAUAACAUAACCUUGGCAUGAAAAGAUAGUUCAAGGCUGUUCUCCGAGGUGAUGUUUAGUUGGCUGGACAGCAAGAUCGUGUUUGGAUUUUGUGCCUCGUAGUACCAACUACCAAAAUAUCCACCUCUGGUUGUUUCAUGGGCUCAGAUUACUAAAACUGUCAGCUCGUGGGCUCAAGGUAAAGUAAAGCAGGCUUCAUAAAACUUUGAGGCCCAUUAUCUAUUCUGUUUGCGAACCGUGUAUUACCCAGCUAACAAUGGAGAAAACCAUAUUAAUGGUAAUAAUAUAUAUAUAUAUAUAGGAGUUUGGAAAUUCAGUAAUGAGAUUUGAAAGGGCUGAUGAUCUGGUUACAGUUCUCUCUUUACAUUUUUCCCGCUCGAUUGCUAGUUACAAGU
Messenger RNA from Linum trigynum, 8232 nucleotides. Lineage: Eukaryota; Viridiplantae; Streptophyta; Magnoliopsida; Malpighiales; Linaceae. The record is from the annotation of a GenBank genome assembly.